CCAAACUUUCACACAGCACAGCACAUUGGUUACAAAACCUGCUACGGAGGAGUAGUUGCAACUGGUCAUUUCUGAGAGCAUUUCGCUACAUUGUAUACCAAAUUAUCUACAGUAAAGAAAAUGGACAGGACAGUUAGCCUUCCGAAUCAACCUGACAAAACCACCACAGUGAACUUGGUGGAGAGCAGCAGCAACCCCAAUGGGCUGGACCUAGUCAGCUCCUACCAGACCAACAGGGUGGGAGACCCCAUGGAUCUGGUUGCUCUGGCAACACAAGUACAACGGGGAGAUGACUUUGUCAGAGCCAACGCCUGCAACAGACUGACAGUCAUUGCUGAUCAAAUUAGAUACCUGCAGGAACAAGCCAGAAAGGUUUUAGAGGAUGCCAAGAAGGACGCUGAGCUGCACCACGCUGCAUGUAACGUCGUCAAGAAGCCAGGGAACAUGUAUUACCUGUACGAGCGGCCCUCCGGACAGAAAUACUUCUCCAUCCUCUCUCCUCAGGACUGGGGCGCCGGCUGCCCUCACAAGCCUUGUGGUGCGUUCAAGCUUCAAUACGACAUGUCCUGGACCCCUAUAGACGACGUGGAGAAGAAGGACGCUGAAAUUGCCAUCAUGGACAAACUCCUGAGCCAGCAGACAGCCCUGCCUCCCUGCUUAGAGGCCAACUUUGAGAACAUCUCGAAGUAGAGCUGCAACCUGGAACAGGACCGUCUUAAAGGGGCCACAUUGAGUGGCAUUAAAAUGGUCUUACUGGACAUACAGGGACAGAUUUGCUAGUUUGAGAAACAUAAGCUAACUUGGGGGGUGCAUGCAAAGUAAAGGCCAAAAUGUGUAUUACAACACAUUAACAAAUAUUUGUUUUGUUUUUAUUCAUUUGGCGCAAACUUUUAGGCAAGCUCAGUAAAUCUGGUCCCAUUGGGGUUUUAUUGUGAAACUUUAGUCAUACAGAACUGUUUUAUUGUGUGGAAUCCUUCAUUACGUCAAAGACAAUUGUACGGUCUUCAAACUGCUCAAAUGGAAAGUCUUGAAGACAGAGUUUAUGGGAAAUAUCCCAUGUACAACAGCAUUAGGAAACAAUUCAAGGUUCUAAAUGGUUCUUUCCAGUUUUUCACCAAAGGUCUUUCAAGGAAUGUAUUUAUGAUUUACUUAAAAUAUUAAAGCAUAUUCCUUUUCACACAAUGGGAAACUGCUAUAUCACUCAAAUGACCAUCUCUAAUAGUAGAUUGGUGUCCCAAGUCUUAAUUCUAUUUUCUUCCUUAUGUUUUCAUGGGGGACCAGGCAACCUGUUCUGUAAUUGGAAUGCAUUUUCUGUUUUUGGGACCUGCAAAAUGAUUGUACAGCUGUAAUAAAAUAUUUAAGUAUGGCA
Coregonus clupeaformis (lake whitefish) is the source of this 1369-nucleotide messenger RNA. It is a transcript of the gene c10h1orf50, whose product is annotated as chromosome 10 C1orf50 homolog. The coding region runs from base 121 to 690 and encodes 189 amino acids. The transcript is spliced from 5 exons. The record is from RefSeq and is a predicted model, not a curated record. Lineage: Eukaryota; Metazoa; Chordata; Actinopteri; Salmoniformes; Salmonidae.